This is a messenger RNA of Babesia bovis T2Bo, 1002 nucleotides long. Its product is annotated as rRNA processing family protein. NCBI's taxonomy places the organism in Eukaryota, Apicomplexa, Aconoidasida, Piroplasmida, Babesiidae. The transcript has a single exon. Bases 60 to 962 code for a protein of 300 amino acids. The record is from RefSeq and is a predicted model, not a curated record.
UAUUCUACACACUACAAACGACAGUCCGGAUAACAGAUAUAGCUGCCAUUAUUUACACAAUGGCGAAAAAUUUGAAUUUUAAGGGACAAGGAGCAUAUUGGAAGGGCAGCGUGAAGAAUAAGACCAUAGCGCGCAAGAACAAGCAAUACAUCUCAGACCAACGUUGCCUUAAGGAAUAUAAAAAGCAACUUCGUUCAGUUGAACAAUCCACGACAUCUAGUAAAACUGAUUCAAAUAACUCAAUUGAAGUUGCUCAAAAUGUGACUUCCAUUCACCAAACUAGUUCAAGUGUUGGAGAUCACCAUGUUGAGAUUGUGAAACCUCAAAUUGAACGAGUCUAUCUACAACAUGACGAAAAUACAUCAUCUGUGAAUGGACAACAGCAAACAACAUCUAAAUCUGAAAUAUCACUUCAUAAAGGUGAUAGUAAGACUUCACCUAGAACAAGGAAGCGUGAUAAGAAACAUGUUGUUUCUGUUGCGGAUAGCGCAAAUGGCUCUAAUCUAGAUUAUGAUGAGCCACAAGACAUAAAUUCAUGCACUGACACUGAUGAUGUUGAACUACCUCAUAUUGACGGUAGCAGCUCAAGUAAUCGCAACGUUAUGACCCCCGAGGUUAAGAGUGACUUUGAUGCAACUUCAGUUGUUGACAACGAAAUGGAUAACGACAGCCAAGAUGCCAACAAUCUAUCACCCAAAGAGCCAGGGCAUGGUAAAUACAGUGGCGUCUACGCCAAAGCUCUCAAGCUCAGGGAAGAGAGAGCUAAACUCUUAGCUCAACAACAUAAUGAAAGGGUGGAAAAAAUCAAGCAAAAGAAACGGGAAAUCAGAACAAAGAAGCAAGCCAGAUACGAAAGGCACCGUUUGUUAGGGGAGAAGACUAAACGGGGACAACCUAUUAUGUCUAGAGUCAUAACACAUCUCAUGAAGAAUUUCGAGAGAAAACAUGGUUCAAUUAAAUAACAUCCUUUCCAACACACUGCAUAUGCAUUAUGUUGGUAAG